GUGUCUGAAAGCCUUUGCGAGUGACUGUUGAUCGUAUACUUUUCUAUCGUUUUUAUCCUAAUAACAAUAAUUAUGGAUCCUGCGGUCUUCCCGGAAGAGAUUUGGAUUAAAAUUUUGUUAUACUGCGAUGUACCUGACAUUAUUGCUUUCGGCAGCACCUGCAAGUAUUUAAGGAAAACGUCGGAUACGGACUAUUUGUGGAAAAUAAAAUGGCUGCAGUUGAUUUCAAAGGUACAGUUUAGAUUCCCAGAUAUAAAAUGUCUGCAGUUACUUAGCGUCAGCUUUAAAGCCAUGUGCUACAGAUUGCAUAUGGUGAUAACACUGGGAGAGAAUGUACCUUUUCCAAAAUGUUAUCACUGCAGUGGCUAUACGUGUCAAAGAAAUUGCGUGGAAGGUUCCAGUGCCAAGGUGGUGAUUGAAAUUGGAAAUAAAUACACAUGGGUCAUUACACCAUACUUUGGUUUGAGAAGACAUUUCUCAAUGUUUGGCAUUCCAAAAUACAACAAUAAAACUCAUUUGGAACAAGUACAGACUCAGAAUGUUCCGAGCUGUAGCACACGUUCGAAAUCCGAUACAAAGUCGUUAGCGAAGAGAUUGAAAUUAUUGAAAUUAUCGGAAUUGGCAACUGCUAAGAUUCCACGGCCAAGUGGACCAUUCUGUGUUUUCUGCAAUUCCGUGAAAUUAUACAGGGAGAAGCGAAGAUUAAUUACACAUCAGAAUGAUCCAAUGUGUUAUACUAGAUCCAAUCCAGUUUAUCAGAAACUUAUAAAUGGCUACUGCACUGACACAGUUGAAGUUUUGGGUAUUCCAAAUGUAGAUAUUGUGAGUCCAGCAGAAGCGUUGCUAUAUGAAGGCACGUUUCCAGUUCUUAAGACCUUUAUCGAUCACUUGUUUCAUCAAAUGAAUUUAACUGCAAUGUUGAGAAAACCAAACACUGUUCUCAAGUUCUGUGAACCACUGGCUAUGCAUCCAACAUUGAGAAAACAGUUGUUACAUUAUUUAUUCCAGGAAGUCAAAGUGGCAAGAGUAUGUCUUGUACCGAAACCUUUGGCAGCAUGUGCCAUGCUAGAUGUAGAAACUUGUGUGGUGGUUGAUAGUGGUGCUUUGAGCACAACAGUAGCUGUUGUAAUUGGAGGACGAGUUAUACCACAACGCUGGAAACUGCUGCCUGUAGGCGGUUGGCAUGUUGCUUAUCACUUGAAGCAAGCUAUGCAUUGGCAGCCGAAAGAAUAUCAUCAGAUCCCUAUAUCUUAUUUAGAUACUCUGGCUGUUAAAGAAAGAUGUAGACUGAGCUACAAUAUUAAAAACGAAGAAAAACGUCUUCAAAAAUUAAGAGAACAUAUUAAUCUCAGAGUUGACAGCUAUGCAGACUACAAACAAUUCUGGAGAGUUUCAUUAGGCCCCGAGUUGUACAUAGCUCCCGAGAUGAUGUACAUUAGCCUACGUUUACCGGAAGUUAUAAAAGAAGUAACAUCAGGAUUACCAGAAGACAUAAUGCACGAUUGCCUCUCGCAUAUUUUACUUACUGGUGGAAACACAGAUCUUUCCGGUUUUGAAUUGAGACUUACCAAGGAUCUGCGAGAGCAAUUGCCGGAAUACAGCAAGAUUUUAGAAGUAAGAAGCUGUCCUGGCACGCAUAGUUGGAACGUCGCAAUGGGGUCUACAUAUGUGCCUUUAGCUGUGCAUCCUGAUAAAACUCCACCGGAAUAUAUUGAAGGUAGUCCAUUUUGGCUAUCACGAGAAGAAUACGUACUGUUUGGAUGUGAGUCUCUCGAACAUAGCAAUGAGGGUGUAAUAGAUGAUGCCUUAUAAUAUGAUUGAUCAAUUAUAUGACGCAUAUAUAAUUUAUAAUGACAGGAAAGUAAGUGUUACCAUCAUUAAGUAUAUUUUCUCUUAUAUUGUCUAUAAAUUGAAAGAAAAUAAUGUAGAUAGUUGUGAAGAGAGAGAGAGAGAGAGAGAGGGGGGCCUGAAACACAUUCCAAAAUAUAAUCAUGUUCACUCUUUAAAGGUAUCUGCAUACGUUUCUCAAAUGUUGCUAUUCAUAAUUUCUGUGUGUGUAUGUGUGUAAAAGAUUAUAGUUCGGUAGUUCUGAUAUUACUUUUUUUUAUAACUUCCGAUAAAAACGUAAGCAAAUAUAUACAUCAUUUUGGGAGCUAUGUACUCGGGACCUAAUAAAACUCUCUACGGAAAGGAUAUUAAAAUAAAAGUUUGCAGCAAUACUUUCAAUAUUUUACGACAAAAACUUGAAUAUAUUUCUUUUUAAAUGUAAUUUGAUGUAUAUGGAAAGAGAGGAAACAUAUAUUCAUACGUAUCCAGAAUUGUUUGUAGUUUGCAUAACUCUGAAAUUAUAUAUGCUCUCUUAAUUUCUAAAGGCAUUUUUCUUCAUUCUUAAUAUCGCUUCAUUUUGAUCUGUAUCGAACAUUUUGAAUAAGAAUGUUGUUUGUUACAUAUUUAUUUUGUGCACAGAAUGUAUUAUUUUUGAAUUAGAUUUUUUUAUAUACGUGUAAAAGAGA
Pseudomyrmex gracilis is the source of this 2513-nucleotide messenger RNA. RefSeq lists its product as uncharacterized. The transcript has 5 exons. NCBI's taxonomy places the organism in Eukaryota, Metazoa, Arthropoda, Insecta, Hymenoptera, Formicidae. The record is from RefSeq and is a predicted model, not a curated record. Gene Ontology annotation, molecular function: protein binding. Bases 73 to 1812 code for a protein of 579 amino acids.